Messenger RNA from Neodiprion fabricii, 423 nucleotides. RefSeq lists its product as uncharacterized. The record is from RefSeq and is a predicted model, not a curated record. The transcript is spliced from 2 exons. Bases 1 to 423 code for a protein of 140 amino acids. Lineage: Eukaryota; Metazoa; Arthropoda; Insecta; Hymenoptera; Diprionidae.
AUGGCAACCGUCCUCAAGUCGCGGUGUUCUUCACCAUCCGGUGAACAUGAAAAUAUGUCCGCGACACUUUCAAACCAGGCUCAGCUGCGCUACGUCGUUCAAUGGUUUCAGGAAUGGUCAGAAAUGCAACGCGGAGACUUUCUGGGUAUAUUGAUAGAAAAGUGCGGACCCGCAAGAUUGGUCAAUGGGCUUGUUUCCAGUCUGGAAAGUCUGGCGUGCAAAGAGGAUACGGGCAAACCGCCGAGCCUGUUUGAGUGCCGAGUAAAGUUGUUCAGGGAAUGGAGCCAGAACUGGUCGCCUCAGGAGAAAGAGAGUUUACUCUCUUCCAUAAAGAAUUUGGAUCCAAAAUUUGCCGAGAAAUAUGAGGAAAAAGUGGCGAAUGGUGACGACGCGGAUGAACAUUUUGAGAGAAACGACGAGUAA